AUGUCGCGACUCUCUUCUUGUUUAUUUUCUUUGUUGUGCCUACUGUUAAUUCUCACGGGGCAAAUCUCAGGAAUGUUACGGCGAAAGCCACCGCCGCCAUUGACUUACCCAGCAGAUCCAGCUGAGAGCCUCUAUCCAGCUUUUCAAACUGUUCCUCCACUCAGUGUGACUGCAAAUAAAUUCAUGUCUAGUUUCUUAGGCAUUGGCAGCCAUUGGUCAGGGAUUUCUAAGAGAAGCUUCGGGAAUGAGGAUGUUGUCCUUGUUAUUGACGGCUCAGAAUCAAUCGGAUCGUGCGAAUUUGAUAAAGGAAAAAAAGCACUUGUAAACUUGAUGGGGAAAAUGGUAAGGCCCGGCUAUGACACCAGAUAUGCAGCUGUAACGUUUUCUUCCUCCUCCAAAGUAAACUUCAAGUUCACGCCAAGCCGUACAGCAGCCAGCAAAAUUAUGAACAUUCCCUACCCAGGAGAGGGGACCAAUACUCAGGCUGGUCUAGCAGAAGCCAAGAGGCUGCUGUUUGAUGACCUUUCGUCAGGUCGUCGUGAAGGUUCAGAAAAGGUAGUUAUUCUUAUCACCGAUGGUCAGUCAAACGCACAGCGUCACUUAACCAUACCCAACGCUCAGGAACUAAAGAAAAGACAAGUAAAGAUUUUCGUGUUUGUUGUGGGAUCUUACGUAAAGGGAAUAGACGAAAUGGUAAAGGUAGCCUCCGACCCGCCCAAGAAUUACAUGUUUAGAGUUAAAACAUGGGGUGGAUUUUAUGAGUUCACCAGACUCAUUUUACAGAAGGCCUUUAAAGAUAAAUGGAAAAUUUCUCCCGGUCAGUAUAAUCCUCCGUGCUGA
Pocillopora verrucosa is the source of this 840-nucleotide messenger RNA. The record is from RefSeq and is a predicted model, not a curated record. Lineage: Eukaryota; Metazoa; Cnidaria; Anthozoa; Scleractinia; Pocilloporidae.